This is a messenger RNA of Schistocerca piceifrons (Central American locust), 381 nucleotides long. Its product is annotated as glutamic acid-rich protein-like. The record is from RefSeq and is a predicted model, not a curated record. Bases 1 to 381 code for a protein of 126 amino acids. Lineage: Eukaryota; Metazoa; Arthropoda; Insecta; Orthoptera; Acrididae. The transcript is spliced from 2 exons.
AUGCCGGAGAGAAAUGACACCCACGAAGGGGGAGAGGGGAGAGAGGUGGGUGGAAGGAGAGACAGGCGAGAGACAGCGAGGGUGAGUGAGGAAGAGGAGGAGGAAGAGGAGGAAGAGGAGGAGGAGGAAGAGGAGGAGGAAGAAGAGGAGGAGGAAGAAGAGGAGGAGGAAGAAGAGGAGGAGGAAGAAGAGGAGGAGGAAGAAGAGGAGGAGGAAGAAGAGGAGGAGGAGGAAGAAGAGGAGGAGGAAGAAGAGGAGGAGGAGGAAGAAGAGGAGGAGGAAGAAGAGGAUGAGGAAGAAGAGGAGGAGGAGGAAGAGGAGGAGGAGGAAGAGGAGGAGGAGGAAGAGGAGGAAGAGGAGGAAGAGGGGGAGGGGUUUUGA